Molecule: messenger RNA, 3230 nt
Organism: Manis pentadactyla (Chinese pangolin)
Lineage: Eukaryota; Metazoa; Chordata; Mammalia; Pholidota; Manidae
Gene: RELA
Product: RELA proto-oncogene, NF-kB subunit
Exons: 10
Coding region: 1001-2443 (480 amino acids)
Biological process (GO): inflammatory response; response to cytokine; non-canonical NF-kappaB signal transduction
Cellular component (GO): cytoplasm
Molecular function (GO): RNA polymerase II cis-regulatory region sequence-specific DNA binding; DNA-binding transcription factor activity, RNA polymerase II-specific
Source: RefSeq, a predicted model, not a curated record
ACGGUAACCCCACCGGGAGGUCACUAGGCGGUUAAUUAGCACUACUACUUCGGCGUAGCGCUGAACCCUAGCAGGAGGCCCUGGGGCGGGGGGUGCCGGCGGGCGGCGUGACCCCGUGCGUUCAAGCUACCUGGGUCGGGAAGGAGGGGCCCAGGGCCCGGUUCUAGGACACAGGUGUCACACUGCAUCGUAAGCCGGGAUGCAGAUUAAACCCUCGAGCCCUCGGCCCCGCCGCGGGCGGGAGCGGACGCAGCACGGGGCCUCGGUCGCCCCUUGAGUGCAGCAGGCUCCGCGAAGCCCACGGUCCGUGCCCUGCCAGGUGCACGAGUCCAGGCGCUCGCCUUCACUGUACUGCAUCUCCAUAGGAUGGACGGGCAAUUUUAAAGUGCUUCUGUGGCGACAGCCACCAACGGACACCUUUAUGAUUAAACAACCGUACGGAGUUCAGCUGCCCGGCCUUUGCGGACGAAGCAGGCCCGGGCCUUUCCCUGCGCAGGGCGGGUGGCCGCAGCCCAGCAGCCCUGGCUUUGCUCCAGACCCGGCCCGGGAUGACAUCACCUAACUCCUCCGAUCAGCGAGAGAGGGCCCCCGAAAUCCCCUAAAAACAUUGUGAGUAAUCGCCGGGCCCGCCCUCCAGGCGGAGCCCAGCCCCGGGAGAUAGUCAAGCCGCUCCGCCAGCCCCGGGAGCGGCCUCCGGGCGAGCAGCCUCUUCGGCCGCCGCUGUGCGCGCUCUAGACCCCGGCACUCGGAGGCGGCGGCGGCGCGCGCGGCCUCUUCGUCCUCCACGCGGCGCGCGCUUGUUCCCGGCCCCCUCGCGGGGCGGCGGCGGCGGCGGCGGCGGCGGCGGCGGCAGCGGAGCAUCGCGCAGGCGCGGCUGGAUUCCCGGCAGUGACGCGGCGGCGGGCGCGCGCGGCGCAUUUCCGCCUCUGGCGAAUGGCUCGGCUGUAGCGCGCGCCGCGGGCCCAGCUGCGACCCCGGCCCCGCCCCCGGGACCCCGGCCAUGGACGACCUGUUCCCCCUCAUCUUCCCCACAGAGCCAGCCCAGGCCUCUGGCCCCUACGUGGAGAUCAUCGAGCAGCCCAAGCAGCGGGGCAUGCGCUUCCGCUACAAGUGUGAGGGUCGCUCGGCAGGCAGUAUCCCAGGCGAGAGGAGUACCGAUACCACCAAGACCCACCCCACCAUCAAGAUCAAUGGCUACACAGGGCCAGGGACAGUUCGCAUCUCCCUGGUCACCAAGGACCCCCCUCACCGGCCUCACCCCCAUGAACUUGUGGGGAAAGACUGCCGGGAUGGCUUCUACGAGGCUGAACUCUGCCCAGACCGCUGCAUCCACAGCUUCCAGAACCUGGGGAUCCAGUGUGUGAAGAAGCGGGACCUGGAGCAAGCCAUCAGUCAGCGCAUCCAGACCAACAACAACCCCUUCCAAGUUCCCAUAGAAGAGCAGCGUGGGGACUAUGACCUAAAUGCGGUGCGGCUCUGCUUCCAGGUGACAGUGCGGGACCCGGCAGGGAGGCCCCUCCGCCUGUCACCUGUCCUCUCUCAUCCCAUCUUUGACAACCGCGCUCCCAACACUGCUGAGCUCAAGAUCUGCCGAGUGAACCGAAACUCUGGGAGCUGCCUCGGCGGAGAUGAAAUCUUCCUGCUGUGUGACAAGGUGCAGAAAGAUGAUCGUCACCGGAUUGAGGAGAAACGCAAAAGGACAUAUGAGACCUUCAAGAGCAUCAUGAAAAAGAGUCCUUUCAAUGGACCCACCGACCCCCGGCCUCCACCCCGGCGCAUUGCUGUGCCUUCCCGCAGCUCAACUUCCGUCCCCAAGCCAGCAACCCAGCCCUACCCUUUCACGCCAUCCCUCAGCACCAUCAACUUUGAGGAGUUUUCCCCCAUGGUAUUCCCUUCAGGGCAGAUCCCAAGCCAGACCUCGGCCUUGGCACCAGCCCCUGCCCCAGUCCUGGCCCAGGCCCCAGCCCCAUCCCCUGCCCCAGGCAUGGUAUCGGCUCUGGCCCAGGCCCCAGCCCCUGGCCCAGUACUAGCCCCAGGCCUCACCCAGGCUGUGGCCCCGCCUGCCCCCAAGACCACCCAGGCUGGGGAAGGGACACUGACAGAGGCCCUGCUACAGCUGCAGUUUGAUGAUGAAGACCUGGGGGCCCUGCUUGGCAACAGCACGGACCCAACCGUGUUCACGGACCUGGCAUCCGUCGACAACUCUGAGUUUCAGCAGCUGCUGAACCAGAGUUCUGUGGCCCCACACACAGCUGAGCCCAUGCUGAUGGAGUACCCCGAGGCUAUAACUCGCCUGGUGACAGGGUCCCAGAGGCCCCCUGACCCAGCUCCCACUCCCCUGGGAGCCUCUGGGCUCACCAACGGCCUCCUCUCAGGGGAUGAAGAUUUCUCCUCCAUCGUGGACAUGGACUUCUCCGCCCUUCUGAAUCAGAUCAGCUCCUAAGGGGGUGAUACCUGCUCUGCCCAGAGCACUGGGUUGCAGGGCAUUGAAGCCUUCCCAAAGCAAGCACGUAUGGAUUCUGGGGUGUGUGCUCCAGCUGCCCCCAACUUCUUUAGGUGAUGUCUUCCUAGGAAGGGGAGGAUGCAUUGUAUUUUACUGGCAGUAUCUCUCUCUCUUUUUGGAGGUGCUUAAGCAGAAGCAUUAACUUCUCUGGAAAGGGGGGAGCCGAGAGAACUCAAACUCUUUCUUCCUUUAACCUGGUGUCAGCUCCCUUCUCCCUAUAGGGAAUUCUGGGGGGCCCCAUACCCCCUCUCCAGCUUCUAGUACUCCUAGAGAGGGACAGGCUGGAGCUAUGGCCUUUGAGGCCAUAGAGCCUUAUUACCAAGUGUCUUCCUCAAAUCAUGGAUUCAUUCACACCUUGAGCCAAAAUAAUGCCUGUUACCAACCCCUCUGUGGUGCUGACAAUGUCCUUGUGCCUAAUACCAGCAUUUGAGGGGCUGGCUGGCCUUCCUGCCCUGCAGAGGUCUCUGCUGUUUCCUUUCUCAGAUGUGGCUGAAGGGCACUGGUGGGGCGGUGCUGGCCCUCUCCAGGAUCGAGGGAGGUUCAGUCUGAGACUUCCCUGUUCUCCCUUUUUUCAAGUGCCUUAAUAGUAGAGCAGGUUGAUUGGCGAGUGGGUGGGGAGUACAGAGUGGCAGCUCUCCAAUCAAGAGGCUCAGUUUUUACUGAAGAAUCAAAGCAGUUGGACUUUUGCUCUUUCUACUCUGAACUAAUAAAUUCAUUGCCAAGCUGG